Molecule: messenger RNA, 2157 nt
Organism: Thermothielavioides terrestris NRRL 8126
Lineage: Eukaryota; Fungi; Ascomycota; Sordariomycetes; Sordariales; Chaetomiaceae
Exons: 7
Coding region: 148-1944 (598 amino acids)
Biological process (GO): protein phosphorylation; intracellular signal transduction
Cellular component (GO): cytoplasm
Molecular function (GO): protein serine/threonine kinase activity; ATP binding
Source: RefSeq, a predicted model, not a curated record
AAGAAAGCCAUUACCUAGACGCCCGCCCGACAACGCUUACCCUGGCGCUGCGCCCACGAGCAAGCAACGAAGAUAUCAUGACGUCUGCAGCGGUCGGCGCAGCGUCGCCAAGCUUGGUGGCUUCUCCCGGCAUCUCGGUCGAGUUCCAUGGGGACCCUGAGGCUGCGCAAGCCCAGACAUAUCCCCAAUGUGCAGAGCUUUCCCAGCCCCAUGAGGCAUCACCGAAGAACUCCCUCGGCUCAUCGCGAGAUCAAAGAAACUCUGAAUGCGCGGUCCGAGUACACCAGCGAGGACGGCGAGGGCCGCUCACACCAACGUAUCAACCAAUAUGAGAUCAAGGACGAAAUCGGCCGCGGCUCGUAUGGCGCCGUUCAUCUGGCCACUGACCAGUUCGGGAACGAAUACGCUGUCAAGGCAUUCUCCAAGGCGCGCCUCAGGAAGCGUGCCCAGUCAAACAUUCUCCGCCACGGCCCCAGAGGCCUGGGACCCUUCCCGCGAGCGGGCUUCGGCGCCCCCGACAUCCCCAUUUCCGGUUUCUCUGACCAGCGGGCCCAGGAGGCCAAGGAUGCCCUGUACCUGAUCCGCGAGGAGGUUGCCAUCAUGAAGAAGCUGAACCAUCCGAAUCUUGUGCAGCUGAUCGAAGUCCUGGACGAUCCCGAGCAGGACACGCUGUUCAUGGUUCUGGAAAUGUGCAAGAAGGGCGUUGUCAUGCAUGUCGGCCUCGGCGAGUCCGCGACUCCCUAUCCGGAGGAAACCUGCCGCUACUGGUUCCGCGAUCUCAUUCUCGGGAUCGAGUAUCUGCACUCGCAAGGAGUCGUCCACCGCGACAUCAAGCCGGAUAACCUCCUGCUCACUGAAGACGACGUCCUGAAGAUCGUCGACUUUGGUGUAUCUGAGAUGUUUGAGAAGUCUGAGGACAUGAAGACGUCCAAGUCGGCAGGAUCGCCAGCGUUCCUCCCCCCGGAGCUCUGCGUCGCCAGACACGGCGUCGUCUCCGGCAAGGCAGCCGACAUCUGGUCCAUGGGCGUGUCCUUGUACUGUCUCCGCUAUGGAAGGAUACCGUUCGAGCGAGAGGCUCUGCUAGACAUGUUCGAGGCAAUCCGGACGGAAACCCCUCAGUUGCCCCCUGACGAAAACCCGGAUUUCGUCGACCUGAUGGGGAGACUGCUUGAGAAGGACCCGGAGCACAGGAUCAAAAUGGAGGAGCUCAGGGAACACCCAUGGGUGACCAAGGGCGGAACGGAUCCGUUGCUUAGCGCCGAAGAGAACUGCUCGGACGUUGUCGAACCGCCAAACCCGCUCGAGCUGAACCACGCCUUCACCAGACGAAUGAGCCACCUAGUAUGCGUGAUGAAAGCAAUCUCCAAGUUCAAAAGCCUCCUAAAGCCCCGGCCAACAACCGCCCAAGGCAGUCUGCGCUCCCCGGGUAUCUCCUCCCCGCCGGCUUCUCCCGCACCGGAGGCCAGAGCACUCGCCGCGCAAUCCACGGCUGAAUUCGCCGCCCGCGUCCUGCGCGAGCGGCAGGCGUUUCUCUCCGCGGGCGGCAGAGCAAGUUUCGACCUGCUCCUCGAACCUCAGGCGCCCAACCCCUCAACCGACGCCACCCUCACCGCCGACACCAGCCGGGGAGCGGAAGUAGCGGCAGCCCAUGACCAACAACCCCACCCCCUCCUCCUAGGUAUCGGAACAGGCGGCAUCGACGACUUUUCCGGCGCGCUUCACUCCGAUGCCGCAGACAUCGUGUCGGACUCGCCGACCGCCGUCGACUUUGAUGUCUACGAGAGGGCCUUCGACGCCGAGCUGGAGAGGAUCAGGCGCAGCUCUAGCCGACGGGGGGCUGGUAGCGGGCCAGGGGGCCGUGGUCGGGGAAGCGGAGCGGGAACGGGGCAGGUGUAUCAGACGCGGCUCAGGGAGCGGGACAGUGAUGCUGGGCAUGCGCGCUGAAUCUGAGGGAUGAGAAUGUGAAGGAGGAGGCGGUUGCCGGGUGGGUUGGGAACAGGCCGGUCGGGAUGAGCAUGCCAAGGAGCCCUGCUGGUAGCGGUGAUAAUUCUUCGUGGAGCCAGGAGAGAGCGGUGGGGAAGGGGUUUGCUGAUGUGGCGGCGCGGGCUAUGGGAGGCUCCUGAGAGGGUGAGUGUUGAGAGUGAGGGCUUCGGGCCA